AGAUUCAGUCCUUAAAGGAGAAUAAAUAAGUGGCAAGAAAAAAAAUGUUUACGGUUUCCUGCUGGUUUGAAGCAGGUUGAAAAGUGUCCAAUUUCACACAAUUACAUGUUUCUUUCUCUAAACAGAAUGCAUAUUUUUUGACACAUAUAAGGGUUAACAAAAAGCCAGUUAGAAACCGCCCGUCACAUUCAUCACAUGACCUUUUGCUUUCAGUUUCACUUCUUCCUGCCUCCUGCCAUGGCGUCUGCUGAUCUGAGAGACGAGUUAAAUUGCUCCAUCUGCCUGGGAAUUUAUACAGACCCUGUGACUUUGCCUUGUGGCCAUAACUUCUGCCAGAUCUGCAUAGAGAAUGUGUUGGGUUCCCAGGAUGGAUCUGGGGUGUAUACCUGCCCUGUGUGCAGAGAGGAGUAUCUGGAACGCCCUGCUCUGCGGAAGAACACAACUCUGAGUAACAUAGCAGAACAUUUCCAUCCAGCUGUGCUGGAAGGAGAUGGGACUGGAAUCUUCUGCACUUACUGUAUCCACUCUCCUGUUCCUGCCGCUAAAACCUGUCUGCACUGCGAGGCUUUCCUGUGUGAUAACCAUGUGAGAGUACACAGCAAGUCAGCAGAACACGUCUUAACAGAGCCCACCACUUCCCCAAGGGACAAAAUAUGCUCUGUUCACAAAGAAGCCCGCAAGUAUUACUGCUCCAUUGAUGACGUUUGUAUCUGUGUGUCCUGCUCCAUCAUAGGAGAGCACAGAGGGCAUCAGGUGGAGCCACUCUCUGAAGCUUCUGAGAAGAAGAAGAAGAAACUGAGACAGGUUCAGAAGACACUGUCUCUAAAGAGAGGACAGAUUAGGUUGGCUGCCCAGAGUCUAGAGAAAAACUGGAGAGAAGAGAAAAAUAGUAUAGCCACUCUAACAGAAAUAUUUACUGCCCUAUUCAAAGAUAUGAAGAAUCCCUUAAGGGCUGAGGCUCAGAGAUCUACGCAUGAGAUAUCCAAGAAGGAAGAGCAGUUGUCACUCACAGCCUCCAGCUUAAUCGGCAGACUAGAGACAAAGGCAGAAGAGCUGUCUACCAGAGUGUGUUACAUAGAGGAUGUGUGCAAUAUGGUUGACCCAAUAGCUGUCUUACAGGAAUGGGAGUCGGACAGUGUGGAUGAAAUAGAGGACCUUAAGCUGGAGGAAGAACUUCAGGAGUUCCAUGGUACUUUGCGAACUGUAGGGGUCGAAGCCUUUGUGACCCUACAAGCACGUUCAUUUGAUCUUUUGCCUGAUAUUAAACCAAUGAAAUGGUUUGAUAUCCAGGUGGUGUCAGACCUACAGCUGGAUGUGGAAACUGCUGCUAACAACGUGGUUAUAUCCAAAGACCUGAAGACUGCUUCCUGGACAGGGAUAGAUCAGUGCCGGAAGGAAUCGCAAAAGAGAUUUCAGUCAUGCCAGGUUUUAAGCUGCAGAGCUUUCUACUCUGGGAAGCAUUACUGGUCGGUGGACACCAGCGAAUUGGGGGACUGGAUGGUGGGGGUAGCAUAUCCCAGUAUAGGAAGGAAAGGUGCAGGCUCUUUUAUUGGAUAUACAAAUAAUAAAUCUUGGUGCUUAUGCAGAUGUGAUAAAGGGUACACUAUGAUGCACGGGACAGAAGUCCAAAUAUUAUAUCAAUUAUCCUGCUGCAGAUUAGGAAUUUAUUUAGAAUAUGAGGCUGGGCGUCUGUCCUUUUAUGAGCUGAGUGGUCCAAUCAGACACUUACACACCUACAUUGCCAAAUUCACUGAACCCCUGCACCCUGUCUUCUGUGUGUCUAAAAAUGCAAACAGCCCAGAUAUGUCCUACAGCUGGAUCCGAAUUCAGUCGUAAAAGCUUGGCACGGCCAAGCUUAUAACAGUGGCAAAUAAAGGUUGUUCACCUUUAAAUUAACUUUUAGUAUGACGUAGAGAGUGAUAUUCUCAGACAAUUUGCAAUUGG
This is a messenger RNA of Xenopus laevis (African clawed frog), 1944 nucleotides long. Its product is annotated as E3 ubiquitin-protein ligase Midline-1. The record is from RefSeq and is a predicted model, not a curated record. Bases 196 to 1836 code for a protein of 546 amino acids. The transcript has a single exon. NCBI's taxonomy places the organism in Eukaryota, Metazoa, Chordata, Amphibia, Anura, Pipidae.